Agrilus planipennis (emerald ash borer) is the source of this 966-nucleotide messenger RNA. Its product is annotated as peptidyl-prolyl cis-trans isomerase, rhodopsin-specific isozyme-like. NCBI's taxonomy places the organism in Eukaryota, Metazoa, Arthropoda, Insecta, Coleoptera, Buprestidae. The transcript has 6 exons. The coding region runs from base 65 to 784 and encodes 239 amino acids. Gene Ontology annotation, biological process: protein peptidyl-prolyl isomerization. Gene Ontology annotation, cellular component: intracellular membrane-bounded organelle. The record is from RefSeq and is a predicted model, not a curated record. Gene Ontology annotation, molecular function: peptidyl-prolyl cis-trans isomerase activity.
UGUGUCGAAGCACUGUGAUAUAUGGACGUGUUUUUACUCAAAAAGUUCAUUACGUGUAUCAGAAAUGAAUACUGUCCAUCUGUUUGGCGUUUUGCUACUUUUUAUCCAAUACGUUAAGGCAGGAGAAUACAAAGUAACCGAUCAAGUAUAUUUCGAUAUCAAAAAUGACGAAAAGAAACUUGGAAGAAUAGUUAUCGGACUAUUCGGGGACAUAGCUCCAAAAACUGUAGAAAAUUUUAAGGUGAUUGCUACCGAAGGAAUUAAUGGGAAAAGUUAUGCUGGAACCAAGUUCUUCAAGGUAAUUCAGAAAUUCAUCAUACAAGGGGGUGAUAUUAUUCACAAUAACGGAUCAGGGUCGAUUAGUAUUUAUGGAUCGUAUUAUCCCGACGAAAAUUUUGAUCUAAGUCAUAGAUCAGCAGGUUUUGUUAGCAUGGCCAACACAGGCCCUAAUACAAAUGGUUGUCAAUUCUUUAUAACAACAGUCCCUACAACUUGGUUGGAUGGUAAAUACACAGUUUUUGGAAAAGUAAUCCAAGGACAAGAAAUUGUUCAUAUAAUAGAGCACAGCAAAACUGAUCCGGAUGAUAAGCCUUUAAAGCCUGCAAUUAUUUUUGCAAGUGGAAUCAUACCAACACCUGAACCAUUCUUAAUUUACGAUUUUUCGUAUGGGGUUUUGGAAUGGCUCAAAGCUGGAUUUGUUCCUCUAUCAUUUUCUUUCACUAUCCUGGCAUUCUUCCACUGGGCCAUAAGAAAACUAGAUAGUUUUAAAUAUAUUCAUAUGUAACCUGAAGUGUUUUAUAAGUAUACUUUUUAUUAUUCACAUAAGGCUUGCCUAGGCCUUUCUGUGCAAUUUUAUGUUUAUUCACAAUCAGAUUAUUUACUAUUACAUUCUACGUAAUUGAUUGAGUUUUGAACUGCUUAUAACUUUGAGUGUUAUACGAUAAAAACUUAAAAAUAAAAAGGACA